Leishmania mexicana MHOM/GT/2001/U1103 is the source of this 2115-nucleotide messenger RNA. RefSeq lists its product as hypothetical. Bases 1 to 2115 code for a protein of 704 amino acids. The transcript has a single exon. The record is from RefSeq and is a predicted model, not a curated record. Lineage: Eukaryota; Euglenozoa; Kinetoplastea; Trypanosomatida; Trypanosomatidae.
AUGACGAGCCAAGAGCGCCAGGCAGCCGCUCUGGCGCUCGUGCGUCGGCUACUGCCGCUUGCCCAGCCGGGCUUGCCAGUCCCCAGUCCCACGCACUUUACGCAGCUCUGCGACGGCAUUGCGCUGUUCGCGAUGCUGCGGCUGGUGGCCCCCAGCUCGUUCCCGCCCACAUGCUCUGAAUCCACCGCGGGAGGCACGGUUGCCUCCUUGAUAGGGCCGAUGCUGGAGGAGGAUUUGCAGCAGCGAGAGCACAACAUGUGCGCGCUCCUCCGCGACAUUGGCGCGUACGCUCAGGAAGCCAUGCACACCACAUCCUCAGCGCCUGUCACGCAAGGACUCGAUCCGGCGGUGCUCGCUGGCUUGCCAGGUGCUGGAGACGACGGUUCCGCCGCAGCAGAAGCGGCGCAGCGGCACCAACUCACGCAACUGGUUGGUGUCACUGUCGCUCUUGUCGUGCUCAGCGGCGUGCCAGCUGUCUUGAGCGAGGUCAAGUCUCUGCCGCGGCAGGAGCAGGUGGUGUUGUCGGAAUGGGUGAAGGAGAUAAUGCGCUCCUACCAGUUGAAGCCUCGUCACCACGCCGCCGCUGUCUCUGAGCAGGGCCCGUCUGGCGUGUCGGCACAUCUUCGCCGGGCACAGAGUCCCCAGCUUGCCAGCAGUGGCUUUGCGGCAGCGUCCCCGAUGGCCACACGGGGCGCCACUGGCUUCUCCCUAUCGCCCUUGUCCCACCGUGGCGCCAGCUCGAACGCCGCCGCCGCAGGCGAGGAGGACGAGGGCUACUACCGCAACGCCACCUACCAGCUACGACAGGAGCUGGCCGAGGUGAAGGCACAACUUGCCGCAUUGCAAGACGCCUACAGGGCGAGUAAGGAGGACAAGGAGAUGGCGGAGGGAAAAUAUCGACUGCUGCUCGGCGAUCAGGCAAAAAUGUCACCCACGCUCGUUGCCACGUCCGCGGCGGCGGCAACAGAGGGCGGCGAUAGCGAAGCCGGGGGCGACAGCGGCAGUGGUAUCCUCUCUGUGUGGCAGCGGCGCUGUGCGCAGAGGGACGAGACCAUUGCGGCCCUAACGGCGCGUGUGGAGCAGCAGUCGUCGCAGGUGACAGCGCUGAAAGAGGCGACAGCUGCCCACGAGAUGGCACUGCAGGCGCUGCGCCGGCGCCUCAAGACAGCGGAGGAAGGUGUCAUGGUGAAGUCAGAAGAGCGACGCGAGGCACUGCAGAAACUCGCGGUAGCGGAGGACAAGCUCGCUGCGCAGAUGAAGGCGCGCUUGGAGCUGGAGACGCAAGUGGAGGAGCUGCAGUCGCGUGUGCUGGUGCUGGAGCUGGAGCAGGACCGGCUGCGUGGGGUCGGCAGCGAUGAUGCCGCCCAGCUCAACACCUCCUUCGCCUCCAACGGGUCGGUUGACCGCGUCCUGGCAUUGGAGAACGAGCUGGAUGAGGCGCGGCAGCAGCGCGACAGCCUGCAGCGGCAGGUUGGCAUUCUGCAGCGCCAGGUGGCCGCCAUGGUCGCUCCCGCCGCCGACGUGUCCACGGCCAAUGAUACGUGGCGGGCUCAGCUGCGCCAGGUCGAGCGAGAGAGAGAGGACCUGCGGCAGCAGCUCACCACCGCCCUGGAGCGCGUUGGCGGACUUCAGCAGCAGCUGACGGCGAGCGGCGCCGCGGCUGCCGUGAUGGACGCGAGUGAUGGCGGUGCCGGCCAGGCUGGACCAGCCAGCGGCACUACGAAUGUGGACGUCAGCAUUAUGAGUGUGGAGGAGGGCAGUGAGCUGGACAUGGGGUUGUUUGACGAAGACGUCGACUCUCCAUGCGGGCGAGACAGGGGUCUCACGCUGUGCAGCAAGACCCACGAAACAGUGUGCCGUGAGCAGGUCAUUCUCUCCUCGCUCCUUCUCCAAUACAGCUACCGCAACCUCCUACUUCAGCAGCACCAGACUCUGCUCCACAAGGAUGCCAUGGAAGCCGAGGCGGCGCGGCGGCGGCAGGCGGAGGAGCACCUAGAGAUUAUGCGGCAGACGCCGACGUCGGUGCUGACGAAACAGCGGCGGGAUGUGGAGCAGGGAUUACUGGAGACGGUGCUCUUGGGGGCAAAGUUGCGCAUGAUGCAAGUGGAGAUUUGA